AUGAAGGCCCUCUCCCUCCCUAUCAUCCUUAGCCUCACCGGCCUCACCACUGCUCGGACCGUCCUAUCCGGCUGUGUCUCAUCCCUCACUACCGAUCAGUACCACGAAGCCAGCAUGAUCUGGUAUGUACCCGGCACCGGCGAGAUCUGCGCCUUUCCCGACUGCGGCGGCGGAACCGCACCCCCGAAGACUGACCAGCCGGGCUGCCCGUUGUAUACCGGCACGGCAACUCUGACCUCCAGCUACUUGCCUGGCUGGGGGCCCAGUGGCAAGAUGGCGGCAUCAACAUCCACGGCGAAGGAGACUAUGUUGACCGGCACGAGAACUGCCACCAGUGCUAGCGAUAGCAUGAUUACUACGGCACCAACUACUUCGGUCCUGGCCUCUUUGACGACUACCACCUUAAAAGACACAACUCUGUCAAGCUCGACAUCUGCUGCUCCAAAUUCUACGACUACUGGCAAUGCUGCUAGCAUACAUAAUUCAAAUAUUGGGGGUGUUAUGGGUAUUGUGGCUGCAGUUGUUGGUGUCAUGGCUCUAUAA
Penicillium riverlandense is the source of this 543-nucleotide messenger RNA. Its product is annotated as putative cell surface protein. Bases 1 to 543 code for a protein of 180 amino acids. The record is from RefSeq and is a predicted model, not a curated record. The transcript has a single exon. NCBI's taxonomy places the organism in Eukaryota, Fungi, Ascomycota, Eurotiomycetes, Eurotiales, Aspergillaceae.